AUGUCUGAAUCAGAAUCGGACCCAGAUUUAACUUUGGAGCGUUACGAUUUAGAGGACGAUCAAAAUGCGUACGGGUCGCCGGUUUAUAUAUCGCCAAGGGAAGAACUAACCGGCGUCGAAGCCGCAGCGGUUGAACCCUUGAAUGAACCAACUUUGGCCGCCGACGAUGAUAGAACGCAGGUUAGUUUACCUUAUUUUCACCAGUUGUUUCAGUAACCAAUAACUGUAUACUUGCAGACUUGUAUUUACGCAACAAAUUCCUGUUAAUUUCAGCGCUGUAGCUGCAAAAACACGUGCAGCAAGCGAAGCGGCAGAAAGAAGUGAGGUUGCCCUUGCCGGCGAUGAAGGUGUAAAAUGCACAGAAAGAUGUUCAUGUGGAAGUAAAGCAGCUAAUUGCAAAAACAAGACACAGGGAUAGGGAACAGUUGCCUCCGCAAAUGCAGGAAAAAACGCAUUUGAAUGUCUCGAGAUCGCAGUCAACGAAGCAAAACAACAGAUUACGGUGAGCACGUGCAUUUUUUAUCUCAGAGUUACAAUAUUGUAAGAUUUCUCACAAGCAUAAAGUGUCCGAAUACUUUAUAUGGAUUUUUAAGGCAAUCGAACCCGCAACGUUGUGAAGCCACAGUACUAAGAUAUGCAUGUAUGAUAGAGCAAUCUAUUUUACUUAUACCUUUUGUGGCCUCAAAAAUGUUGCAGUUGCACGUUUUGUACCGGAAGAAACACAUUUUCGACCGAUAAUUUUCCUGUUAUAAUCGUUGGUUGCCUGGUUAUAUAUUAUUACAGAUUACCUUUGUUCUCGCAUUAUGUAUGUUCAAAUAUGAUCUGCAUGCUGAUUAUGUGUAAACCUUUGAACCUGGGAUAAAGUUUAAUAUUUAGGAAUAGGAAUAUAAUAGAAUAUUUCAGUAAGGAAUAUAUCAGGUUAUUUGAUUAUGAAACCUGGUAUAGAAUAACUUCUAUCCAUUUAAUUUUAAUAUGCAAAAGUAUGUAACCAUGCAAAUAUAAAUUGUUUAUGUAUUUCCAGGAAUUCAUCAAAAACAUUAACUGUUGAUCAAAAGGGUAGUCUAGAUUACGCCGGUAGUCUAAAUCCCAGAUAUAAGGCCACGCUGGUGCAAAUGUGGAGUAUGCCGGCCUAUAACUACUGAUGAAGAAAACAAGUGUUGUGGUAAAAUCAGGUGUCUAACAUCAUAUGUAACAUUCAGAAUCACCUGUACAGAAAGAGUUAGUCAUGGCCAUCAGAUCAAGGUGUGACAUUAGGGCUGAAGAACCAGAUUACUCAACAAACAGCUACAGAAAGGCUGCAAUAUCGCCAGUACAUUCUCUGGCGAUACAAAAAGCUGGGAAAGGGUAA
This is a messenger RNA of Paramuricea clavata, 1348 nucleotides long. NCBI's taxonomy places the organism in Eukaryota, Metazoa, Cnidaria, Anthozoa, Malacalcyonacea, Plexauridae. The record is from the annotation of a GenBank genome assembly.